Histoplasma capsulatum G186AR is the source of this 741-nucleotide messenger RNA. RefSeq lists its product as uncharacterized. The record is from RefSeq and is a predicted model, not a curated record. Lineage: Eukaryota; Fungi; Ascomycota; Eurotiomycetes; Onygenales; Ajellomycetaceae. The transcript is spliced from 6 exons. Bases 1 to 741 code for a protein of 246 amino acids.
AUGCCGGAUACACUAGCUCGUCUUGAGAAGGACUUCCACGAGCUGUUUCGACUGAAGUUCGAACCAAAUUUGAUCGUCAUUCUAUACUUGCGUGCACGUGACCAUCGCGCUCGGAUCCUAUGCCAAGUCACCUGUUCACCGUCAAAGACGGUUUAUGCGACGGAGCCGUUGAACAGGCUUACGCUCUCUCGCCAACAGUCCCAUCUCCUAUUGUGUACAUCGUCAUCGAAAGAACAAGGAUUAAGGGCCUGGCUGAGUCUCCAAUUUGACACUAUUGAGAAAAUGGUAUUGUUUCAUUGCGCAUUUAUUGCGCUUCGAGGACAAGAUUCCGGUCACCCAAUCAGCAGUACUCCAGACCCAUUUUCUCUCGAUGAAAAGGAAAUCUAUGGCGGCUUGAUCCUCGACGAUAGUUAUCUCCACGCGCUUCGUAUUUUCCAGGAUCGCGCUUCCGGUGUUAUCCGUUUACAGGCCUCGAUUCACUCUGGUGAACUGGCAGACGUUCCUGUAUGGACGGCUUUUAUACACGAUUAUAUAGGGUCGAAAUCAUGGAUGCGGCGCGUGGACCAUAAAACAAUUAUCCUUUCGGAUCUCGACCGUGCGACAUUCAUCCAUUCGGAUCAAUAUACUCCUCGAAUAACUCGACAUCAUGAGCAUGUGCUUACUUUUACCAAAGAACCCGAUGCGGAAGACUUUGAGUCGGAGAUUACCCUCCUUCGGCGUCACUCUCGACUUUAUAAAUGA